Molecule: messenger RNA, 1096 nt
Organism: Paramecium sonneborni
Lineage: Eukaryota; Ciliophora; Oligohymenophorea; Peniculida; Parameciidae
Source: the annotation of a GenBank genome assembly
AUGGAGACUAAUAAGAAGAAUUCUAAAUAUUAAAUUGCUUGGGGAAUCAAAACAUUUAAAUAUUUUCAUUUAUAAUUAAAUUUUAUUUCUGAAAUAAUGAAUAGUUCAUAUACAUAUGAUCCAAAAUAUAGCUACUAUAAAUCUGAAGUUUAUCCUUAAUUUGAUUAGUCGAUCACAAGUUAUGGGAUAGCAAAUUCUCAAAUACAAUAAGGAAGUAGCAGUAAGAUUUAAAUAAAAAAUAUUAUAGCUCGUUUAGCUACUUAUUCUACACAUGGUAGAAAUUUAUCAUAACCUUAACUAACAACAUCUCAAUCAUAAAGAGUUCCAGUUUAAUUUGUUUAAUAAUCAAUUGGUUAAUCAAUAAGACAACCAAUUGUUAGAUCUUCUUCUCCUUUAAAUUAAUAAAAAGUUUAUUAUACACAAUCUAUAUAACCAGUGUAUAGAUUAUAUAAUGAGCCUAUUUAAGUAGUUUAAUAAGCUCCUUAAGUGAAUGUUGGUAUAAAAUGUAGAUUAUAAAUAAGUGAGAGAGAUAGAGGAAGUACCUAUAAUACAUGAAGUGCAUCAUAUAAAUAGACCAAUAAAUGUAAUAGCAAUGGAUGAAAUAGAAGGGCCAUGGAAAAGUAAAUAGAUUCUUUUGGAGAAAUAAUUGAUUGAGUUGUAAUUGAUGUUGAAGCGUGGACCUUAAAAGAAGAAUGAAAUAAAAUAAGUAAUAGUAGAAGAUGAAGGGAGAAUUAGAUACUUAGAAUAAUAAAUUGAAAAAUUAAAGGGGAUUUUAAAUGAGAAUGAAGAAGAGAUAUAAAAUUUAGAGAGUUAGGUUGAUCAGGCAUAAUAUAAUCUAGAAAAUGCUGAAGAAGAAGCAAAUGGUUAAAUCGAGGAAUAAAAUAGAGAAUUAGCUAAAUGGAAGAAGAAAUUUUAAGAUCUUAAUAAACAAUAUCAUGAUAUAGAAGAAGAUAUAACAAUGACAGAAGCUUAAAUUGAGAGUAUAUAAAAGAGAAAAUUUUUAACAUAAACAAGUUCAUCUAUAAAAACUAGUUCGAAAGUAAAUUAAAUUAGAGAUAGUGGAUCUAGAAGAAGUAGUGUUAAAAAAAAUUAUUGA